Messenger RNA from Quercus robur (English oak), 2131 nucleotides. RefSeq lists its product as uncharacterized. The record is from RefSeq and is a predicted model, not a curated record. NCBI's taxonomy places the organism in Eukaryota, Viridiplantae, Streptophyta, Magnoliopsida, Fagales, Fagaceae. The transcript is spliced from 4 exons. The coding region runs from base 157 to 516 and encodes 119 amino acids.
CUUACAAAACCCAAACGUAUACUUAAUUACACAAACUCAUUUCGUUUUACCUCUUGCUAUUUUGAGUUCUGACCCUUCUUAUUUCCAUUUCAAUCUCCUCUAUUUCCCAUACAUUUGGUCAGACAACCAAAAAAUCAAUCUUCCCUAAACUAAACUAUGUGGUUGAAUCUCAAUCUCAAGGGAUUGCGUGAAUGGCUUCAAAGGGCCUCAAAUCCAGUCCAAAGAUGUUUUCCAUGCUUCGCAUCGAUUUCAUCAGGAAUAUAUGACCGACCUAGAAGAUCAGCCUCAAGCCAAACGGUCGACCUGUCAAGUUGCGCAUCAAAUGUUUCUCAAGAUGGAAGGUUGGCAUGCCUAUCCACUGAAGGUUAUCAAGGGAUUAGCAUAGUGGAGACAUGGGCUAACGGCACUGAUAUUAUUGGGUUUAGUAUUCCCAUACUUGGCAGUUGUGAAAAUGUAAGAGGGUCUUGCGCAGUGGUUUCUACACUUGAGCAUAGUAGGAUGAUUAGCUUCAAGUAGAUGUCUUUACUCUUCCAUCUUUAGAGAUGACAGAAUAGUGGUGAAGUUGGACUACUCAAUUAGAUGGUUUUAGGUGAAGUGGAGCAAACGAACGAGUACUUAACCAAUUCAUAUGAGUUAAGCUCAUUAGACAAGUCGAGCUUGUGGUUUUUGUUCUCUAAAGCUGACUGGUAAAGUUGGCUGAUGAAAAUAUUCCCCAUUAAUUAGCAUGUAGGUGACGAAUGGGCAUAUAUGUGAUGAAUGAGCUUGUAGGUGACGGGUGCACAUGUAGGUAAUGAGUACUUUGUAGAAAUAUUCCUUAUCAACAAAUGAGAGAGUUAUCCCAAGAGUAGAAGGGGUAUUAAAGGUAGAAGGGUUGGAGUCUUUUAUAGAUUCUCCCUGCUUGUGCCACAAAACUGCUUCUUUAAAGCUCUUCUAUGGGGACAAUUGGACUCUUGGAGUCUUGCUAUCACGAAAAUGAUUAUCACAUGAACACUUGGAGUGCUUGUGGGCAGUACUUGGAGUCUCGCUUUCAUGAAAAUGACUUCUCCAGUUCACGUGGUGACAUGGAAAUGCAAAUAUGGGAAAGGAUUCUUCGCAUUACAUGCACACUAGGGAUUUUUUGCGUAGGAAAUACACAUACUUACAUGGGAAAAAAUUCUUCUUCACAUUUUGGAAUAGUAUAGGACUAUAGGAGAACUUUUUUUUUGAAAGGUAUUCUCUUGAAGUUCAAAUUAUGUACGGAUAUAUCUCAUAUGGAUUUCCAAGAAUUUUGGAAGAUUGGUUUUGGUUUUUCAUUUGUAUCCGAAUUACUUAAUCUUGACAAAGCAUCCAUUAACAUUGGUUUAUCUUUCUUUUUCAUUUUUCAUAAUAAAUUUGAUAGAUAUAAUGAAGGAGAGGAGAUUUAAACAUUGAAUGUUGCUAUUAAAAACACUAGGAUAUACUAGUUGAACUAUAAACCUCUUAGCAAAAUUGGUUUAUCAUUGGUAUAACACAAAGUUGAAGGCUGGAUGUGGAAUUGUAAAAACUUUCUGACAGAAAGCACCUCAACAAUGAGGUAAGUAUACGAAGGACUUGUUCUGGCAGACUAAAAAAUUCCUCCAGAAUUGUUAGUUAUCACCAAGGUGGAAAGUGAUUGAUAUUUGAUCACCCAAAAUAUUGUUUUGAUAAAACCAAAAUCCUAAAUUGGUUGACAACAAUGUUAUGCCUCACUGCCUCAAUGUGUUACAUUACAACAAUCCAUCUUUCAUACCACAUCACUAAUUUAUGUCAGAGUAGGGGUCAACUUGGUGUAUAAAUAAGACGUGAGCUUCACAUGCCAGCAUACUUACCUGGACGGGGUCAAUGGGUGAUCAAGAAGGCCCAUGGCCUAGGCUAGUGACCUCCAUUGCACUUAGGAGGGGUGCUUACCUAAGGUCUACCGAAGUGGUGGAGCCUAUGUCAUAGUUUGUGGUAGAGGGGGCCUGCGUUCGCACGGCCCCUGUCAAUACUAUAUUCUAAAUUGGUUUCUUCUUCAUACGCAAUAAAGAAUAAGAGUAGAUCUUUCUCAAGGAAGAGUAGAUUUAACUACUCACACUAAAAUGUGGAAUUUUUAUGUGUCAUGUAUUUUUAUGGAGAAACUUGAACAUUGAAACUA